Molecule: messenger RNA, 2017 nt
Organism: Capsicum annuum
Lineage: Eukaryota; Viridiplantae; Streptophyta; Magnoliopsida; Solanales; Solanaceae
Product: actin-104
Exons: 6
Coding region: 390-1523 (377 amino acids)
Source: RefSeq, a predicted model, not a curated record
CCUUUUCCCAUUUUUUCUUUAAAUAUGUUCUCCCAAUUGGUUUCUAGUUCCUUCUCUUUUGCUGACUUGGGAAAAAAGCUCUCCCCUUGCCCUCCCCUCCAAACACACACACACUGAUCAAUCAGCAAAAAGGGUUUGUUUUAAUCAAGGAGUAGGGGAAUAUCAUUGCUUGUUCCAUCAGCUGUGUUCUGUAGAAAGGAAAUUGAUCUUUGAGGUUGAAAGCACCUUGUGAUGCGAAACAAGCAGUUGGUAGAGGAAGCAAUUCACCAGACAAACUUCUGCACAAACCGAGCUGCUAUGAUAUUGUUAACACUUUUUACGUCGACUUUACAUUUGCGCCAGUGAUAUCUCACUUAAAUUAUGCUUAUAAUAUUUGUAGUCCUUAAGAGAUGGCCGAAGGGGAGGACAUUCAACAACUCGUUGUUGACAAUGGAACUGGAAUGGUUAAGGCUGGCUUUGCUGGAGAUGAUGCUCCCAGGGCUGUAUUUCCUAGUAUAGUUGGUCGUCCUAGACACCAAGGAGUAAUGGUUGGAAUGGGGCAAAAAGAUGCCUAUGUUGGUGACGAAGCUCAGUCUAAAAGAGGUAUUCUGACAUUAAAAUAUCCCAUUGAACAUGGUAUCGUCAGCAACUGGGAUGACAUGGAGAAAAUUUGGCAUCAUACAUUUUACAAUGAGCUUCGUGUUGCUCCUGAGGAACAUCCUGUUCUUCUUACUGAGGCACCACUUAACCCCAAGGCAAACCGAGAGAAAAUGACCCAGAUCAUGUUUGAGACUUUCAAUGUGCCAGCCAUGUAUGUUGCAAUCCAGGCCGUUCUUUCUCUGUAUGCUAGUGGCCGUACUACUGGUAUUGUGCUUGAUUCUGGUGAUGGUGUGAGUCACACUGUUCCCAUCUAUGAGGGAUAUGCACUUCCCCAUGCCAUCUUGCGGUUAGAUCUUGCCGGUCGUGAUCUUACUGAUUAUCUCAUGAAGAUUCUCACUGAGAGAGGUUAUAUGUUUACCACAUCUGCUGAACGGGAAAUUGUUCGUGAUGUGAAGGAGAAGCUUGCCUAUGUUGCAUUGGAUUUUGAACAGGAGAGCGAUACAGCAAAGAGUAGCUCGUCAGUGGAGAAGAGCUAUGAGCUUCCUGAUGGACAAGUCAUUACUAUCGGUGCUGAGAGGUUCCGAUGCCCUGAGGUCCUCUUCCAGCCAUCGUUGAUUGGAAUGGAAGCAGCAGGAAUUCAUGAAACAACCUAUAACUCCAUAAUGAAAUGUGACGUGGAUAUUAGGAAGGAUUUAUACGGAAACAUUGUGCUCAGUGGUGGAUCAACUAUGUUCCCCGGUAUAGCAGAUCGUAUGAGCAAGGAAAUCACUGCUCUUGCUCCAAGCAGCAUGAAGAUCAAGGUGGUUGCACCACCCGAGAGGAAGUACAGUGUCUGGAUUGGAGGAUCAAUUCUAGCUUCUCUCAGUACUUUCCAACAAAUGUGGAUCUCAAAGGCAGAGUACGAUGAAUCUGGUCCUGCAAUUGUUCACAGGAAGUGCUUCUAAGGCUGGGGGAGACAGUUGUGGUUAUAUAUCUCAUGUAAUCGGAAGUUUUUCAAUGGCGUGGAAUGUGGAUUUGCUUGCAGUUUUGAACUACUCUAUAUGAUAGAAAAUACAUCAGAGGUUUUUAGAAGGGUUAUGCUGGUAACUGAGUGAUAAAUGACUUUUCAUUUUGCUUUUAUGUUCCUAUAGGUGGGAUAUUGGAUUUUUUGUGUUAGCUUUCAACAUGUUAUGAAUGUGUUAUAUGUUAACCACAAGGUUGGUGUGGUGGUUCAGCACCUCACCCCUUAAGCAAGAGGUUGGAGGUUCGAUCCCCACUUCUGGUGAAUGGAGAAAAAUGGAGAAAACUCUGUGGCCAGUUUCCCACUGCUUAGUGCGUUGACCGUGGAACGGAGGAUUAGUCUCACGGCUACCGGCUGUGGGGAUACCUUAGGAAACCGAAAAAAAGAAUGUGUUAUAUGUUACAUAUAAUGGUAUUGAAGUGUGUGAGUUUGUGAUAA